AUGACGCGCCUGGACGCCCUCCCGCCGUCGCACUGGGCGAAGAAGCGCGCGACGGGGAACUACGUCAUCGCGGGCUCGUUGCUGUGCUUCGCCGGCGGCGUGUACGCGUACACCAUGAACGCGGUGCAGAGCAAGGACGACAUCGACGUCGCCAUCGCGCGGCGCGAGGGCGGGAAGGGCGACGAGGGCGGGAAGGGCGGAGGAGGCGGACGGGGCGGCGGGUCGAUGUGGUCGAACGCGAACAAGAAGGCGAAGGGGGGGAAGUGA
This is a messenger RNA of Micromonas pusilla CCMP1545, 267 nucleotides long. RefSeq lists its product as uncharacterized. Lineage: Eukaryota; Viridiplantae; Chlorophyta; Mamiellophyceae; Mamiellales; Mamiellaceae. The record is from RefSeq and is a predicted model, not a curated record. The coding region runs from base 1 to 267 and encodes 88 amino acids. The transcript has a single exon.